This is a messenger RNA of Adineta steineri, 3831 nucleotides long. NCBI's taxonomy places the organism in Eukaryota, Metazoa, Rotifera, Eurotatoria, Adinetida, Adinetidae. The record is from the annotation of a GenBank genome assembly.
AUGAGUAAUAAACCACCGAGAUCAUCGAGAAAUUGCUUUGUGGCUAUUUAUUCAUAUAUUAUUCGUCAGGCAUGUGAACUUAAUUUAUUUUCGUCAAAUCCAUUUUGGUCACCAUCAUUAAAUCUUUCUGAGCAAAUUCUUAGUACACGACUUUUUCUUUUUUUUCUCUCUGUUUCUCUUCUAAUCGUUAUUACUUAUACAAGUCUUAUUAUUCGAACACAUAGUAAUACUCUAGAGAAAUUUACACUCGAUGAUUUCGAACAACUUCAAGCACGUUAUCCAACUACAAUUAAUGUUCCUUGUACUCAAGUUUCAAAUCCAUAUAAUGAAUUCGUUGAUUUAUCAGUAUUAUUUCAUCCAGUUUGUACAAGUGAAUUCGUUUCUGAUCAAUGGAUAUCUUCUCUCUUUCAUCCAAAUAAAACUUAUGAUAAUGUACUCGAUUUUCGUACAUUUAUUUUUGCACAAUUUCAAUCGCUUGCUUUACUUUGUCAAACGGCGAUGCAAUCAGUCGAAGAUGGACUUCGUACAUUUAAUAGUACUCAUUUAGUUACCGGUCAAGUUUUUUCACGUCCAGAAUUUAAUGAAAUAAUCGAUGUUGUAACGCAUAAUUUUCAAAAUAAUCUUCUCGAAAAUGAGAAUCGAACAGCGAAAGUUAUUUUAUUAGCUAUCGCUCAAAAUGGAUUCUUAUCAGCAUUACGUACGAAUUAUUUCAUUCAAUCGAAAAAUUUUCAAGAUAGUUUUCUUAUAUACAGUGAAUUAUAUUUAAGAAAAAAUUCAACAGCAUCUUGUAAUUGUCGAUUAGAAGAAAAUCAAUGUACUUAUCCAGCGUAUACUUUCCACAAUUCAACAAUAACCAAAUUCGAUAAACUGUCAAUGUCAGAGCCAUCAGCUGGUUCUAAAAUUGCUGGUUUUAUGGCUGGUUGUUUACCAAUGGAAUCUCUCCGGCAAUCAACACUUGAAUGUCUUUAUGAUCAAUCAUGUAUAGAUAUAUUAUCACUUCAACCAGAUAUUUCUCGACCGAAACCUUUACAAAGAUCAUCGACAAGAUUUUCUCCAGAUUUAACAGUCGGUUCAAUGUUCGAUGAAUCAUUAUUUAUUGAAUCAUGGCAAAAUGAAACUAGCUUCGAAACUUAUUUUUCUCUUUGUGCACCUCGAUCACUUACUUAUACUUACGAAGGUCGAUUUCAUUUAGCGGCUAUAAUUACUAUUUCCAUCAGUGCUUUUGGUGGUUUAUGUAUUCUUUGGGAUUUUGUCACACCGGCUAUCGUUAAAAUUUGGUAUUUAAUCAAAUGGAAAAAACAAAAGAAACAACAAGAAAUUCCUUUAGAACAAAUUAAUACUGAACAAACUACAGUAAAAGCAUCACCCACACCAAAAAGAAAAGCUGUCACGUCGUAUGUUCGUCGAAGAAUUAAAACGUUCAAUUUAUUUCCACCUGAUGAUGAAAGCGAUGUCGAAGAAGAAAAUGUAGGCAUCAUUAGUACUCGUCUUUACAUUUUCUUAUUAUUGUUUGGUUUGAUUAUACUUGGUUUUUAUACUUCUCUCGUUAAGCGUACUCAAACACAUACGGUUGAUUUUCCAUCAUUAGAUACAUAUGAAGAAUUAAGAUCUCUUCAUUCAUCAUUAGUUUGUUCGUGUUCACGUUUUUCAAUGUCAUACGGACGAGUAAUGACAAUCUCUCCUCGAUAUCAUCCAAUAUGUACUAGUGAAUUUGUUACGAAAUCUUGGUUAUCAUAUUUUGAUUUAUCCGAAGUAAAUAUGAAUACAACAUUUUUUAUUGGACGAGAUUUUCGUGUAAGUGGUCAAUUAUUUUUUAAUAACAUGCGUGAUCUAUGUCGAACAGCAAACGAAACAGUUGAACAUGCUAUACGUUCAUUUCAAUCUCGUCGAUUAGUAACAGUAAAUCUUUUAUCACGUAAAAAAUUUAAUGAUCAAACUAAAACACGUUUAAAACAAUUUGAACAACAAACAAAAGCAUAUUAUGUUAAUCUUCCUGAAUUACUUCGUUCUUCUUUUCAUAUCAAUCAUUUAAUUACAAAUUCAUUAACUAGCGCAGCAUUUUCAUCAAUAUUUGAUAAUCAUACAUCAAAAUGGAUGCCUAGUUUUUAUUCUCAAGAUAUUUAUAAUAGUUCAUGUUCUUGUGCUUUAUCGUCUGAAUGUGUUCGACCACAAGGUUUUUAUCUUCAAGCUGACAGCGAUAAUCUUCAUCCGAAAGUCGUUAUACCAGGAUUAUUUCAUGGUUGUUAUACUAUUGAUUCGAUUCUAUUAUCUAAUCUUGGAUGUUUCUUUGAUGGAAAAUGUAUUAAACUUUUACUUGAUAUGUAUUUUUAUGAUGCAGCCGAUUUACUUCAAUCAUUAGAUAUACAUGUUCGUGGUCUUGAAGCACUUCGAAAAGAAAAUAGUCGUUUUACUCCUAAUACUACCAUUGGUACUAUUGUUUCACAAUUAUUUAUAGAAGAUUGGGGAACGUCGAGAAAUUUUACGUCUUAUUUUGAUAGAUGUCUACCGAAACAAUGUACUUACAGUUUAGUAGGACGUUUCGAUCGAACAUAUAUAAUUGCUAUGAUGCUUGGUUUUUACAGUGGUCUAGGUGCUAUAUUAGAAAUUAUUUUACCUCAUAUUGUUCGAUUUGUGAGACGACAAUGGAAAAAACGACGAAAUGCUUCAACGACAAUAGAAGUUUAUAUUGAUUCGUCUACUGAUUUACAAAAGUCAUCGUUAUGUCAUAAAAUAUGUCAUUAUUUUCGAUCAUUAAACUUAUUUGCUAGUGAACAAGAUUCAACUGAUGAAAUAAUAAAACGUGAUGAAAUAAUCGCUACUCGUAUUUAUCUUAUUCUUCUCUUUAUCAGUCUUGUUAUUGUAUUUCUCUAUGCUGGUCCAUUUACUGAAGAAACAAAAACGACCGUGAUUGGUAAUCCUACUCCUGAUAAAAUCAAUGAACUUCAUUCACGAAAUAUUUCCACAUUAUCUUGUCCUUGUUCAACGGCUGCUAUUGCUUAUUCAAGAUUUUUAUCGAUCAUCCCAGAAUAUCAUCCGAUAUGUUCGAGUCAUUAUGUUAAAUCGUCUUAUUUGAUUAAUCUUGUAGAACAGAAAGAUAGUAUAUCGACACAAAUAGCUACUCAUUAUAGUAUUUUAGCAUCACUUUGUCAACAAGCUCAACGGAUUGUUAAACGUGCUGUCGAUAGUUUUGGUGCUCGUGAAUUAGUUAGUGCAGAAACUAUGACACGUACUUCAUAUCUUACUCAAACUGAAUCACUUCUAUCAACAUUUAUUUCGGAAAUUCCUUCAGAUUAUCGUCGAACUAUAACAUUAAUUAUUCGUUCAUUUGGUGUCAAUCAUUUACUUAAUGUUUUUACAAAGAAUUGGAAACUUGAAUUUACUGAUGAAAAUGAAAAUUAUAUCAUGAAAGCAUAUCCACAUCGUUUCUCAUCAUCAAAUUGUUCAUGUGCUUUAUCAUUUGAUUGUAAUGAACAAGUUCAUGAAAAUAUUGUUAGUGGUUGCUUUCCGUAUGAUGGAUUUCGUUUAUCAAAAUUUAGAAAUAUUACAUUUGGUCAUUUGAAUGAUAAACUUUUUAUAGAAAAAUGGAAAAAUCGUAGUAAUUAUUCAGCUUAUUUUCAAGUAUGUCGUCCAUUAGAAUGCCGUUAUACAUUACCUGAUAGAAAUAAUCCAUUUAUUAUAGCAACAACUAUUCUUGGAAUCUAUGGAGGUUUAAUAUGUGCUCUUCGUUUAAUUAUUAGUCAAUCUUUACAUGCUUAUCGUUGGUCUUCAGGAAAACGUCAAAAACCACAACAACAACCAGAAAUAUCAUUUAUUAAUCCAAUAGCAACAUAA